Molecule: messenger RNA, 11340 nt
Organism: Maylandia zebra (zebra mbuna)
Lineage: Eukaryota; Metazoa; Chordata; Actinopteri; Cichliformes; Cichlidae
Source: RefSeq, a predicted model, not a curated record
AUGCCACCCAAAAAAGGUGACCCAAAAUCAGCUGCCAAGAAAGGCAAGUCAGAGGAACCAAAGAAGGGAGGGAAGGAUGAUAAAAAAGGAGGAAAAGAUGACAAGAAAGGGGGGAAGAAGGUGGAGGAGCCCCCAGCUAAGGGGAAAGGAAAGGAUGAUGGAAAGAAGGGAAAAGGAAAGAAACCUGUCAGUGAGUCGGAGGAGGGGUCGGAGGAAGAAGAAGAGGAGAUGAAGACUGAGGAAGAAGAAAGUGGUGACAGUGAGGAAGAAGUAGUGACCAAGAAACCAGAUAAAGGGAAAGGGAAAGCAGCUCUUAAAGGUGCAUCCAAGGCCAUGGCUGUAAAGGGUUUUAAGCCUCCUUCUAAACAGCCUCCUCCAUCAGAUGAUGAGAGUGAUGAUGGAAAGCCACAAAUCAAAAAAGGAAUGGGUGCAGUAAACCUGAAAAAGAUGAGUGAUGUACACAUUAAAGGAGCGUCUAAGGCCAUGAUGGGAUUUGCUGCAGAGGGGCAGAAGAAGACCUUAGGAGCAGCAAAAGUACAGAAGACACCCGAUGUGAAAUCUCACCUGAAAGGAGCUUCCAAAGCCAUAACAGGCCUUACAGGAAAGGCAUCCCCUUUCAGUUUUCCCUCUAAACAACAGCAGCCAGAGAAGGCAAAACCAAAGAGAAACCUUAAAAGCACAUCCCGUCUCUUCCUACGACUCUCCAAAAAAAAGAAACCAGCUGCUGGUAGUAAACCACUUCUAGGCACCAGUAAGCUUUUUGCUGGUUUUGGGGCAAAGUCUGCUGACAAAAAGCCAGGCUUGUCUGGCUUCAGCUUGCUUAAUAAAAAAGACAACAAUGCAAAAGAAACCACACCACCUAAAAAGACAAUAAAUCUAUCCAGUUUAGGGGGUAAAGGAAACAUGGCAACAGAGGCAAAGGGACUAGGAGGGAAGUUCAAAGGCAUGUUUGGCAAAAAGAAAACCACACCAGGCUUUAAGGCUAAAAGUUCGAUGUUAGGGAGGAUAGCUGCAGCAACAAACUGGUUGACAGGGAGGUUCCUGACUUCAAAGGGCCAUGGUCAAUUUGGUGCAAGGGCUGGAGGACGAGGCCGAAAGCGCUUGUCAUUUGCCAACAGGGACACUAGAGGGAGACAGACACAUUAUUACAAUGGAGAAUAUGAGUAUGAUGAUAAUGAGCAUGGAUAUGAGGAUGAUUACCAUGACAGGUGGAGGCCUAGAGGCUUUGGUAGACAACCAAUUGCCUAUGACCCAUAUGACCCUUUUGGAGAGGAAAUGGAUUACUAUGAUGAUGAUGAGUGGGAAGAUGAAUAUGGUUACUAUGAUGAGGAAGGCAACUUUUAUUACGAUGACGAGCUUUACUAUGAUGAUGAAAUGGAUUACUAUGAUUACCCUUAUGGCUACUAUGAGGAUGAGUAUGACGAUUACUAUGGUGAUGAAGGGGUGGAAUACUACUAUGGUGAGGAUGGAAUGCUAUAUGCAAUAGAGUCAGAACCAUAUGGCUAUUAUGGUGAUGCCAUAAAUGGUUUCUCUGACCCAUAUGACCCUUGGCCAUAUGAAGAAUACUUUGACCACAAUGUGGGAUCUGCCUUUGGCCUUUCAGACUCUUAUGGACUGAUGAACGGUGGAAAUGGUUUUGUUUCCGGUCUAUAUAAUGACCCAAUGCUGGGAUAUCCACAGCCUGCUCCUACUUAUAAUCAUUAUCAGCAACCUUUCCAUAUGGAUUCUGGGCUGAUUCCAGUUGAGAUUGGGCAGCUAUAUGGACAAGAACAGCUGUCUUAUCCUCUACCUGAGCCAGUUCCUACACAGCAGUUCAGGUUUCCCAGGCCCCAGGUUAGGUUAUUUGGAAAAGACAGACUAGAGGUGGAAACAUUGCCACCACCUCCUCUUCAUUCUCGUCCCCCAUCCCCUAUGGUUCCUCCUCCCUCCCCAGUUCUGGCCCUCAACAAUCAGGAGAUGAUUCAUCUGACCCCAUCUCCCCUGCCACCUCAGUUCUCCUCACAAGUCUAUCAAGAUCCCCUUGCACAAGACCCACAGACAUUCCAGAUGGCAUCCGGUCUGACCUACACCUCUCUCCUCACCCUCAUAGGCGGGUGCUCAGUCAGCGGGCCCCAGUGCCAGGUCAAAGGCCAACAUCCCCAGUUAACAGGCGCAGACCACACAGCCCACCACCUUCUUCUCCACUACAACAUAGGAGAGAACCCUUACCUGCACAAUGUCAGCAACACCACAGCUUUUCAGAGGAGCCCGUUACCUGUCAUGCCUGGUGGACAGGAGGAGAUAUCAGCUAAUGUACAGGAGAGCCAGAUGAUGCCCCAGUAUCCCACUGCUGGUCUAUCCAAUGCUUUAAUGCAGAACUCACGCCUACGGAGUGCCUCCUACUCAUUUCCUCUGCAACGCAAUGCCAACCUCUAUACAACAGUUCUCACGCCACCUGAAGCAGCAGUCCCUCUUGCCCCUUCUGUCCCUUCCUCCCCACAGUUGUCCCCUGCUAUGCUGACCUCUCAGCUACGUAAUGCUUCUUUUGCUUCACCAUUUCAGCGACAACCCUCCCCCACAUUGCCAGGCUCACCUGCUCCUCCACCUUCCCCACAACAACAAGGAGGUGUCAGAGGUAGCUCACCACUUCUCUCAGGUGGAUUGCGAACUUCACACAUCCAGGGAUCCAUGUUCAAGCUUCCAGGUGGCACUUUGACAAUGUCCCGGGGCCCUGUUGAGACUCCAGUUAACACUGAUAGUGUAGGUGGUGUUAGCAGUGGGAUGCUCUCUAAUGCCUUACAGAACCAAAGCCUACAUCGGGCGACCUAUAGACUACCCGAUGGCUCUUUUGUCACAAGAAAUGAACCUGCUGAACAUGUCUCAGGUCCAUCUCCACUGUCUUCCCCUAUGCUGUCCUCUGCUUUGCUCAAUCCCAAUUUGCGACAAGCCACAUAUCGUUUACCUGAUGGUACACUUGUUACCAGGACAGAGUCCACACCUGCACCCUCCCUUUCCUCUUCUACACUCUCCUCUGCUCUUCUCAAUGCUAAUGUUCGUAACGCCUCUUAUCGAUUACCAGACAGUUCAUUUCUCACACGUCCAGGAGAGCAGACGCAGAGUGCAGAGAGCUCAGUAGCCUCCCCUGGGCUUUCUAGCGCCCUGAUGAAUGCUAACUUGCGUAAGGCAAAGUUUCAGCUCCCAGAAGGAUCUUCAUUGUUCUCACGGAACCAAGCUCAACCUUCUUCCUCUGCUUCUUCCGGCCCUGUCCUUUCUGGUGCAUUGUUAAAAACCAACAUCCGUGGUGCCUCUUAUAGGCUUCCAAACACAUCAUUAUUUAAGCAGCCUGGAUCUACUGAUGCCUCUCAACCGCGCUCACUUGACCUUUCCAAUGCUCUUCGCAACCAGAACCUCCGAUCUGCCACUUACCGUUUGCCAGACGGAACUCUCAUGACCCGCCCUCAGCCGGCUUCGACACCCAAAGCGCUUGACCUAUCUAAUGCCUUAUCAAAAAACCCAAACCUUCGUGGGGCGAAAUACCGCCUCCCUGAUGGCAAUAUCAUGACACGACUCGGUGCCCCCAAAGCACCAGAACCUCGAACACUCAACCUAUCUGGUGCUUUGCAGAACCCUCACCUUCGGGGGGCCUCCUUUCGCCUACCCUCCUCAUAUGCAGUAGUAUCACCCCAGGUGCAAGGAUCUGGCCCUAGACAGCACUGGGCACAGAACGCUGGAGUUGAAGCCCAACAAGAUGAAGAUGUGUGGGGGGCAGAGAGGGUUUUACCUCAUGGGACAGUCCAAAACUUAAAUAAGUGGUCCAUGUAUGGUGAAGGGGAGCUGCUGGACCCCCGCAGCUUGAUGGGACAGGAAGGCUUGGGGAAUGAGCAAGGAGAAUGGAAUCUCCGCAGGGAGGGGGAACCACAUGGGCAGUGGUUUGACAAGAUGUAUGCUAUCAGAAGCCUGCCCACAAUGGUUCAGCGGGAGCAAAGAGAGGAAAAUGGUGUUGAAGAUAUGACACAGCUAGAUGACAUGCAUGAAGUGGCUGUUCUGCUGAACAUAAGGAAAAGGUUUGAGAGAGAGGUUAUUUAUACAUACAUAGGCAGCAUUCUGGUGUCUGUGAACCCCUAUAAGAUGCAAAACACCUAUGGGACAGACAUGGUGCUCAUGUACAAGGGCUGUGCCUUGGGAGAAAACCCUCCGCAUUUGUUUGCCAUAGCAAACGCUGCUCAUUCCCAAAUGAUGGAUGCCAAAAAAAAACAGGUCAUAAUAAUCAGUGGGGAGAGUGGGUCUGGAAAAACCGAGUCCACCAAACUCAUCCUUCGCUACCUAGCAGCUGUACUUCACAAAACUAAUCUUGCGCAACAGAUUGAGAUACUUGAGGCAGCUCCUCUUCUGGAAUCUUUUGGAAAUGCCAAAACCGUGCGGAACGAUAAUUCCAGUCGCUUUGGGAAGUACAUUGAGGUCUUUAUGGAGAAUGGUAGGAUCAGUGGUGCCAUAACCUCUCAGUAUCUGCUGGAAAAAUCCCGCAUCGUCUUUCAGGCCAAAAAUGAGAGGAACUAUCACAUCUUCUACGAGAUGCUGGCAGGUCUUCCUUCGCAGCAGAAGCAGGCCUUCUAUCUACAAGAAGCUGAAACCUACUAUUACCUCAACCAGGGAGAGGAUUGUGGGAUAAAAGGGAAGAACGAUGCAGAGGACUUUCUACGUCUGCUUUCUGCCAUGGAAAUCCUUCACUUCACUGCGGAUGACCAGUCGUCCAUCUUUAGAGUCCUGUCUUCCAUACUGCACCUGGGCAAUGUUUACUUUCAGAGGCAUGAGGCUGAUGGCCAGGAGGUGGCGUCAGUGGUUAGCACUCAGGAGAUCAGAGUAGUCGCAGAGCUGCUGCAGAUCUCACCAGAAGGACUACAGAAAGCCGUCACCUACAAAGUCACAGAAACAAUGAGGGACAAGAUCUACACCCCUCUGAGUGUAGAAAGUGCUAUUGAUGCCAGAGAUGCUGUUGCCAAGAUCCUAUAUUCGCUGCUCUUCCGCUGGUUAACAGAGAGGAUCAAUGGUCAGGUGUACCCUCACCAACACACCCUCUCCAUCUCCAUCCUGGACAUUUAUGGAUUUGAGGAUCUGGUCCUCAACAGCUUCGAGCAGCUUUGCAUUAAUUAUGCAAACGAGUACCUGCAACUCUUCUUUAACAGGAUCGUAUUCAGAGAGGAACAGGAGGAGUACAGCAGGGAGCAGAUCCCAUGGCAGGACAUCACAUUCAACGACAACCAGCCCUGCAUCGACCUCAUUGCCACUAAGCCUCAUGGGAUACUGAGGAUUCUGGAUGACCAGAGCGGUUUCCCGCAGGCAACAGACAACACUUUUCUUCAAAAGUGUCACUAUCACCAUGGCAGUAAUCCACUGUACAUGAAGCCAAAGAUGCCGGUCCCAGAGUUCACAAUUAAGCAUUUUGCCGGGCGGGUCACUUACCAGGUUUACAAAUUCCUGGAUAAGAACUACGAUCAGGUGCGUCAGGAUGUCCUGGACCUGUUCAUUCAGAGCAAGAACAAGAUGGUAUCGAACCUCUUCCUGGUUCAUGCAGAGGCCACGGGUCAGCAGAGAGGUCACAUAAGGAAGAGCAGCACAGUCACCAGAAAAUACCAAGCUCCCACCGUCAGCAGCAAGUUUCAACAGUCCCUGCUGGAGCUGGUGGAGAAGAUGGAGAGGUGCAAUCCUUAUUUCGUUCGCUGCAUUAAGCCAAAUAACAUGAAGCAACCAGGUGUGUUUGAGGACGAGCUGGUGAACAGCCAGCUGCGGCACUCUGGUGUCAUGGAGACCAUUAGGAUCCGCAAAGAGGGAUAUCCAAUCAGAAUGCCAUUCUAUGUCUUCCUGUUCAGGUACAAGUCCCUGGCGGGGAUACAGACACUUCCUGUGGCAAAUGGAGAGAACUGUGUGUUGUUGCUCGGUAAACUGUGUCCUCUCCGACCAGGAGCCUACCAUGUUGGAGUCACAAAGUUGUUCCUAAAGGAGGACAUCUACCAGCUGCUGGAGUGUAAGCGAGAGCGCUCUCGUCAUCUUGCCGCCCUCACCCUGCAGCGUUACACUCGCAUGUUCUUCGUCAGGAAACGCUACGUUGAAUUCCGCAACAAAAUCAGCAGGUUUCAGGCACACUGCCUAGGCUUCCUCGUUAGGAAACGCUAUGUGAAAAUGAGGGAGAGUCUGGUCCGUUUCCGCUCUCUGGUCCACAUGUAUGUCAACCGGAAGCAGUACAUUAAGAUGAAGUUUGAAGCCAGGAGGAAAGCAGAAGAGGAGAGGAGGAGGAGAGAGAUGGAGCUGACCAAAAGGGAGGUGGUUAAUGUGACCCACUUGGUGAUCCCUGCAGAGCUGGGCGCUUUGCUGCAGACAGCAGGAGGUGUGGAGUUGCACUCAGACUGCUUGGCUCUGCUUCAGGCUCCUCAUAUCCAGGAUGAUGCUGAACUCACGUUGCCUCUGGACAUCAACAACUACCCUUUCUUCCGCUAUGUUCAGAUUUACUUCAGGGAGCCAAAGUUUGGGAUGUUGAUGGCUCCUCUGGAGUCAUCUCUGACCCGUGUGGAGGACGACCUGAGAGGGGAGGCUCUGGAGCUUUUCAACAUGGUAUUACGGUUUAUGGGGGACCCUCAUCUGAAUGGGGCGCAGGAAAACAUGUUUGGGAAUUACAUCGUCCAGAGAGGCUUGUCGUCGCCAGGGUUACGAGAUGAGAUCCUGGCUCAGGUUGUCAACCAGGUGUGGAGGAACAUAAACUCUGAGAAUGCAGAGAGAGGCUGGCUGCUGCUGCUGGCAUGUGUCUGCUGCUUCGCCCCAUCGGCCAAGAUGGACAAAUAUCUGCUCAAGUUCGUGUCGGACCACGCUCCUGCUGGCUGGCAGGUGCUGCUGCAGCACAGACUCAUCCAAGCGAAUCAGAAGAUGCAGCUGGGAUCAGGCUCCGCCCCCGAGACUGCGCGGACGUAUCCGCUGUCGCUGCUUGAGUGGACCGCCAAUAGGAAGAAGGCUAACAUGGUGUUGCACGUGCACUGUCUUGAUGGAGGGUCCUUCCUGUGUCCUGUCCAUUCCUGGACCAAUGGAGAGGAUUUAGCAGGAAACAUUCUGCGUCACAGGGGAGUGUCUGACUGGUGGAGGGGGAGUUCAAUUCUGAUGAAGGAGCAGGGUCAGUGGGUGGAGUUAGCUGGUCAUGACUAUGUCAUGGACCUGAUUGCAGAUAUGGAGCUUCCUAUGGACUUCCCAAAGCAGAAGAGUUACUUCAUCAUCAGCACUGACAACCCAGCUAAAGUCAGAGCUAAUGCCAGCCUUGCUUUGUUUGGCAGUGGCUUUGACUCAGAUGAGGAGCUUCCUUCCUCCCUUCCUCUCAGCAGCAGCAGACCAGCCUACAGCCUGCCUGAUUCAGAUGGUUACUACAGCCACGAGUCAGAAACAUUGAGCGAGGGUCAGCCUCAGAGAGGGAUGGACCGCUACCUGGACAGCCUGUUUGACCCUGUGCUGUCGGACAGCAGCACGGACAUGGAGAAGAGUGGAAGUUUGUCAGAAAGGAUGAAGGGAGGAGGAGGUAUAGGCAUCACAGGAGAAGGAAGGGAAGAGGGAGAGAGUCGUCCAGCUUCCAGCCGGCCUUAUCCACCAGGAAUACAUCCUGGAGCUGUGCCAGUGCUUCCAGUAGCAGGAGGAAUGAUGCCCCCAAUCCCUGCUAUGCCAAUCCCCUCCCACCACCAUCAUCACGAUCGUGUAGCACCCACGCAGUCACCCACUCGCACCCCCGCUGCUGCCCCCGCAGCUACCCCUGCUGUUGAUACCAAUGUCGCUUCCAACGUGUCUGUUGUCCCGGGUCUGCCUGCGGCGCCCUCACUCCCAGCCAUGCCUGUGGUUCCAGGCUUGCCUGUGAUGACAGGUGUGCCAGGAUCGGAGCAAGUGGUACUGACUCAGCAGCAACAAGCCAUCAUCAACCAACAAGCCAUCAUUCUGGCCCAGCAGAUGACGAUGCAGGCCAUAGCAAUCCAGCAGCAAAUGUUGUCUUCUUUCCCCCCAGCUGCUCCAGCCCCACAGUCACCACCCUCAUACUAUCACGCGCACUCACAACAGCGCUCACGCACAGCCAGUCCUACCAAAGAGAGUGAGGCGUCUCUGCACAAGCCAAGCGCUGCCGCUGUUCAACGGAAAACGAGUCCAUUACGUGGCCCCCCUCCUGAGGAUGUGGUCCGCUCCACUGUGAGUAACACUGAGCACUUGGACCCCAGCCAUGAUAUUAAAGACAUUAUCAAACAGCACCAGCCUGAAGGCACAACAUCUUCCUCUGGAUCUCCCACGCAAAGGAGAAGUGAUGGAAAGUUGUUUGGAAAGAAGCCAGACCCUCAUGAUGAAGCGAUGGAGAUCCUUAAAGAUCAAAUGGCAAACCCACCACAACCGACUCACAGAAAGACUUCGUCCGCCCAAUCUAAAGAAGACAGGGGACACAAGACUAGCCAGAAAGCCAAGCCUCGCCCCCAAGGGCCAUCUAGCUCCAACAUAAGCCCCGCCCCUCCUCCAGUCUCCAGAGAGUUGCCAGUUGAGGAGGAGAUCAUUCAGACUCAGCUCCACAGCAGAACCAGUGAUGAAUAUUACACUUAUUCCAACGUCCCGUGGAAACUCUACAUGAGGAAAGAGGUUUUUUAUCCUAAAGAGAACUUGAACAAUCCACUGAUCCUGGAUCUGAUCUUCAGACAGAUUGUACAUGACACCUUUUCUGAGGCUUGCAUACGGAUCACGCAGGAGGAGAGACAGAAGAUGAAAGACCUGUUGGCGGAGAACAAGGUGGAUCAGGUUUCAGGAACAUACAAUGAGAACGUGAAGAAGAAGGUGGUCACCGUGGCUAGAGACGAAUGGGAGAUCUACUUCUCUCGCCUCUUUCCAGCCUCUGGCAGUGUCGGGACAGGUGUGCAGGUGUUGUCCGUGUCUCAUAAAGGUAUCAAGCUGCUGAAGAUGGUGAAGAGCAGCUCUUCUGCUUCAGACUACUUCAGAGUGCUGAGGCCUUACAGCUAUUCAGACAUCCUGUUUGUGUCUAUUCCAUCUAAGAACAUGCUUGAGUUCAACCUGACUAAUGAGAAGCUGAUCUUGUUCUCCGCCAAAGCCCCGCACGUCAAGCAUAUGACCGACUACUUCCUCACAGAGCUUAAGAAGGACUCGGAGUAUGUGGUGGCAGUGAGGAACUACAUCACUGAGGACAGGACUCAGCUCAACUUCCACAAAGGCGACAUCAUCAGACUCCAGCACAUGGACGGACUGGAGGCUGGUAAACGUUAUGGCUGCAUUGUGAGGAAGAAGGUGAUGCUUCUGGAGGAGCUAAAGAGAAACACCGCUGAGUUUGGCUGGCGGUUCGGCGCCGUGUAUGGAAAGUCUGGAGUGUUCCCCAGCGAGUUCAUCCGUCCUGUGGCUGCUCCGGACUUCUUGGUCCUGCCUCCUGAACGCGUGGAGCCCCGAGACCGGCAGGGACGAGUCGCUGCCUCUGCUGCUGUUGCCGUUGCGAUGGGCUCAGCUGUAGCUGCUCAUGAGCUCGACCUCUCUACCGAGGUAGUGAAUGAGAUCUAUGGAGACAGCCUGGGUGUCGAACUGGACGACCUGCCUCUGCACAGCAGCCAGUACCACAUGGUUGAGUUUGCCAAGAAGUACUUCCGAGAAGCGCAGAGGAACAGGAGUGAUCAGAAAGCGAAAAAGGGGAAGGAGCUCAGGGACCCUGCUGACAUGGUCAAAUUCUCCAAGUCUCCAAUCCAGGAGUCACUGAUCGACUUCUCAGACAGUGGGAUGAACCGAGUGGCUGCUGACAUCUUCUUAGCUAUAAUGAAGUUUAUGGGAGACUUCCCAAUGAAAGGCCAGACCGAGCAGGACCUGGUCACCACUAUAUUAAAGUUAAGUGGUGACCAUGGCCUGAUGAAGGAUGAAGCCUACUGCCAAGUGAUGAAACAAGUUACUGUCAACACCAGCUCCAAACCGGACAGCUGUCAGAGAGGAUGGCGGCUGAUGUAUAUUCUCACAUCUUUCCAUCGGUGCUCUGAUGUUAUGAAGCCGUUUCUGUUGACGUUUCUCCAGGAUGCAUGUGCCAGCCCUGGUUUGCAAUACCAAGGUAUUGCCAAGGCAUGCGAGCAGAAUCUGAGGAGGACUUUUCAGUAUGGCGGGCGUGUGCAGUAUCCCAACAGCAUGGAACUCAAAGCAAUGAUGGCCGGGCGUAGCUCCAAGAGACAGCUGUUCCUGCUCCCAGGUGGCAUCGAAAGGCACUUAAAAAUCAAGACAUGCUCUGUUGCUUUGGAUGUGAUCGAGGAGCUUUGCUUUGAGAUGGGACUCCAAAGAAUGGAGGCACUGGAUGAACAUGCCGUCUUUCUGGUCACACACAAGGGUCAGAAUGUACGUCCCCUGAACAAGCGAGAGUACAUCCUGGACAUCGCUACAGAGGCCGAGCCCGUGGAUGCCAACUACAGUCUUUGGUUCAGACGGGUUAUAUGGAGUCUAGCUCUCAAACUUGACAAUGAACUUUAUGUCACCAUGCACUAUAACCAGGUGUUGCCAGACUACCUGAAGGCCUUGCUGAGUGUGGUUCCUCAGGGUAAGCCCAGUGAACAGCAUCUGCAGCAGAUUACCAGGCUGGCUGCCCUACAGCAUCGUGCCAAAGACACCAUCUACCUCCCCACCCUCCGUGAGGUGCAGGAGUGUAUCCCUCCGCAGUUCUACAGCAAACAGGGUUCACAGCAGUGGCUGAACAUGACAACACAACACAUGCAGCAGGUCCAGCCCUUAAACCCACACCAGGCCCGUGCGCAGUUCCUUGGUCUGGUCAGUGCCUUCCCCAUGUUUGGCUCCUCCUUCUUCUACAUCCAGAGUUCUGGCUCUUCGUCCGUCCACGCCCCAUGCAUCCUGGCUGUUAAUCUGAACGGGCUUCAUUUUCUUAACAAGGACACACAUGAGACUAUGGUGCGUUUUCCUCUGAAGGAGAUUCAAUCAACUCGCACUCAGAGGCCAACAUCUGGCUCCAGUUACCCAUAUGUGGAGAUCAUGAUAGGAGACCUGCUUAACCAGCGUGUCACACAGCUGCAGCUGGAGCAGGGCCUGGAGCUUUGCCGAGUCAUCGCCAUGCACGUGGAGAACAUGCUGUCAGUCAGAGAGAAGAGACUCACAUUGCCACCAAGUGAAAUCACCCUCCUAUAGCACAAACACGAGGAUGACAUAUACAUAGAAAUCACAGUUUAUGCCUUAAAAAUGUACUCUACCUCUAUUCGUAAGACAGGUUAUUUUUGUAUGUAAAGGCACUGUUAUGUAAGUUGAUAACUUGUUUAUUGUGAUGAUUUUGAAAAAGUGCUUUUCCAUUAUGGCCAUGAAAAUGUUAUUUUUUCUUAAUUG